AUGCCGCGGGCCAUUGAGCGUGGUCGUCUGGCAGAAGCUGUCGAGUCUUUCGCGGGGCUCCCGGGUGUUCCGAAUGCCACUGUCCAAGUCUUCACGACGCCAGAGGGUCCGCCAGCAAAUGUGGGUAAUCGAAAGGUCAGUGCGGUCGGCCACAAAGCAGCGACAGUGACGGAGUAUGCCCUCGACCGGCUGCAAGUAUUGGUCAAUUGCCGUCUGAGUUCCGGUAGUUCUCGCACAGGCGGUUCGGGAGAUAUUGGUCGCUGCGAAGAUGUGGCCUCGGCGAUCCCGGCGCAGUCUGGCAGUAUGCCGCACAUCUGGAGAAGUCUGCGCAGCAUGCUGUACAGAGGUGUUGGUAUCAAGUAUAUUGUCGGAAGCGCGAUACACAAGGCAGAUGUCUGGUAG
This is a messenger RNA of Zymoseptoria tritici IPO323, 402 nucleotides long. RefSeq lists its product as uncharacterized. The record is from RefSeq and is a predicted model, not a curated record. NCBI's taxonomy places the organism in Eukaryota, Fungi, Ascomycota, Dothideomycetes, Mycosphaerellales, Mycosphaerellaceae. The transcript is spliced from 3 exons. The coding region runs from base 1 to 402 and encodes 133 amino acids.